UCUUUAUUUUCUUUUUCUCUUCGGUAUUUUUUUUGUGCAAAACGACGUGUAUUCCACGUGCGUUGCAUUAUAUUGAAAACAAUUGUAAUUGAAUUCAGAAAAUUUUAUUACAAUCCACGAUGGGUCGUAAAGCAGAAUACAGUGAAAAGUCUAAAAAGGGUCCUGGGCGCAAGGCUCGUAGACAAGGACCUCCAAGCUUUCCCAAGAAAUCCUUUGCUCCCCUCGAGGAUGUGGAUAAAACUCUGACGCAUCGUCAAAAGCAACGUUUAGCCAAACAUUUAAAGAAAAAGACUGAGCUUAAGGAAAGACGAAAAUUAUUUAAAGAAAAGAAGAAAUUGAACAAAAAACAGCAAUUAUAUCAAACUGAUAGUGAAGGCGAUGAAAAGACCACUUUAGAUAACGGCCACUCAAUGGAUCAAGGGGAAAAUGAAACCAUUGAUGCCGUGGUUAAACAAAAGCCGAAUAUAAAGAAAACCAAACGUUAUACAGAUGAUAAUCGCGAUUGGUUAACACCUAAGCAAAAGAAAAAGCAACAAGAUGCAAAAAUAGAUGAAGAGGAAGACGACAAAAGUGGAUCUGAAAAUGAAGAAUCUGCUCUUGACGAUCCAGUUUCUCAUGAGAACAUUUGUGAUGAAAUUGCUGUAUUCAAAAUGGGAAAAUUGGAUGAUUUAUCUGAUGAAGAAAAUUGCGAUGAUUUUGAAAAAUCUGACGAAGAGAAUGAUAAUCCAGAUGAUGGAGAUGAACGAGACGAUCUUUUACCUAUUGAAAGAGACUGUAAAAAACUUAAAAAGCGUGAAGCUGAACUAGUAAAACGGGCAGACGAGGAACUGCAAAUGUUGGUAGGUCAACAAGAUGUUUUUCAAUUUGCCGAAGAUAGUGAGGAGAGAGAUCUUACUCUUCAAGAUGUUUUGCAGCGUAUUAAAGAUGUAAAUCUAGUGUUGUCGGAUUUUAACAAAUACCGUCAACCGAAUCGGUCACGCAGUGAAUAUAUGGAAUUAUUGAAAAAUGAUUUAUGUAUAUAUUAUAGCUACAACGAGUUUCUCAUGUCAAAGCUAAUGGAUAUAUUUCCUUUAUCCGAAUUGAUGGAGUAUCUGGAAGCUUCCGAAGUAGCUCGUCCUCUAACUAUUAGAACUAAUACUUUAAAAACUAGGCGGAGAGAUUUGGCAGCUGCCUUAAUUAAUAGAGGUGUAAAUUUGGAUCCCUUAGGUAAAUGGACGAAAGUUGGUUUGGUUAUUUACAAUUCCCAGAUUCCAUUAGGAGCUACACCGGAAUAUUUAGCCGGUCAUUAUAUAAUCCAAGGAGCUUCUUCUUUAUUGUCUGUCAUGGCUUUGGCGCCUCAAGAAGGCGAACGCAUUUUAGAUAUGUGUUCGGCUCCGGGAGGAAAGGGGUCUCACAUAGCUGCCAUUAUGAAAAAUACGGGUGCAUUGUUUGCUAAUGAUGCAAACAAAGAUCGGAUUAAAGCUGUCGUUGCAAAUUUUCAUCGCUUGGGCGUGGUUAACUCAGUUAUAUCUUGUGAAGACGGCUGCAACUUUCGCCAAAUUAUGACUGGCUUUGAUCGCAUACUUUUGGACGCUCCUUGCACUGGCACGGGAGUCGUUUCAAAAGAUCCCAGUGUUAAAAGCACUAAAACAGCGGUAGAUGUGCAGCGUUGCUAUAAUUUGCAACGUAAAUUAUUAUUAAGUGCUAUAGAUUGCACUGAUGCCAAGUCUUCUACCGGCGGAUAUAUCGUCUAUUCCACUUGCUCGAUAUUGCCCGAGGAAAACGAGUGGGUUAUUGACUAUGCCUUAAAAAAACGUAACGUUAAAUUGGUGCCGACUGGCUCGGAUUUCGGUGUCGAAGGCUUUACAAAAUAUCGUCAGUACCGUUUCCAUCCCAGUUUAAAUUUGACUCGCCGUUACUAUCCGCACGAACACAACAUGGACGGCUUUUUUGUAGCUAAGCUAAAAAAGUUCUCUAACACUAUACCAGUUAGUCAUGAAGUUGAAAAGGAGGAAGAUGAACAUCAGCUUGAUGAAGAUAUGACGAUAACUGUAUCAAGUGCGGAACACGAAGAAGAGCUAAGAAACGACAAAGUGAACGAACCCGUGAAAAUUGGUAAACGGGCUGGUAAACCUAAUCUCUCUGAACUUGAAUUGGAGUUAAAGAAAAAGAAACUUGAAACGAACAAAACAAAAUACGUUGUGAAGGUUUUCGAGAAGCCGUCAAAAACAAAAAGACCUUUAUGUGUGCAAAAUACCGAUGAAAAUCGGCAGGAACUCGACAAAAGUCAAAAGCAAAAGGAAAAAUCACAGUUAAAACCAAAAGUAAGCACAGAAGCAGUCGAGUUGAUGCCUUUGCUCGAGGGUAAAUCAAUUAAAAAAAGCAAUAAGCUGAAAAAUCAACAGAAAUCCAAAAAUUUGAAAAAUUAAAGGUUACAAAGCAGC
Messenger RNA from Glossina fuscipes, 2423 nucleotides. RefSeq names its product 25S rRNA (cytosine-C(5))-methyltransferase nop2. Gene Ontology annotation, cellular component: nucleolus. NCBI's taxonomy places the organism in Eukaryota, Metazoa, Arthropoda, Insecta, Diptera, Glossinidae. The transcript is spliced from 2 exons. Gene Ontology annotation, biological process: maturation of LSU-rRNA; rRNA base methylation. The record is from RefSeq and is a predicted model, not a curated record. The coding region runs from base 120 to 2408 and encodes 762 amino acids. Gene Ontology annotation, molecular function: RNA binding; rRNA (cytosine-C5-)-methyltransferase activity.